Messenger RNA from Symbiodinium natans, 5991 nucleotides. The record is from the annotation of a GenBank genome assembly. NCBI's taxonomy places the organism in Eukaryota, Dinophyceae, Suessiales, Symbiodiniaceae.
AUGCAAGCCAACAAUGGCGCGGAACAUGCCUCGCCAACUGCCUGUAGACCCCCUGUGCUGCCUAUGCCUCCUGCGUCGGUUCAUUCUCCAUCGCAAGCCUCUCAUGCAGAGUCCCAGGGCUCUGUUGCGUCAGAACUGCGAGAUGAGCUGCGAGAGGAGCUCCGUCAGAGUAGGGAUAAGAUGCACGAAGCUGUAGUCACAAUGACGCAGCAAGUAGGUGAGGCCAUGCAAUCCAUGCAACAGCAAAUCAACGUGCUCUCAGCGCAAGUUGCGAGAUCAUCACAGCAGUCCGUCAUCGGCGCAACGCCUGCCGCUUCCACUCAUGCCUCUCGGGCGUUCGCGUCAGGCGACCCCGAUGAUGACGAUGACGACGACGACGACGACGACGACGACGACGCCGAUGAUGACGAAGAUGACGAUGACCGCGACUUUGGUCUAGGUGCCGGUGCUUCUGCCAGUCCUGGAGGCUCGCCGCCCGCGAGCUCCAGCGCGGCUGCCGGAGCCAUGCCCAGCGAAGACCAAGUCUAUAAAAACAAAGACCUUUCGGGAGUGACCAUCCCGACGCUCCCCACUGAUGCUGCCAGUUUCAGGGGUUGGAAGAACUCCCUGAUUGCAAAGCUAGCUUCUCUUGACCGAACUGGAAAUGGUGUUAUCAUGAGGUGGAUACAGGAAGCCUUUCAACCUUCGACGCUUGUGUUGCAAACUGCCCUGGAGUCGUCAUCAGGUGGUCUGCCGCGUCUAGACGCGUGGAUCGCGGGUCAACUUGGCGAGCCAAAACACAUGCAUGGCGAGAUCGGGCUUCGCUUCCAGUCCUACCUUGAGAAAACCCAGAUCCUUUCUGUCCCGCUUCGCGGCAGGAUGAUGCUCCACGAAGUUGCAAAAUCCUUCGCGUUAGACCGCAUGAGAGGGGCGAACCUGACACAGCAGGCUCUCCUGGAGUUACCGCUUGACUCCUUCAGCCAAGCAGACUUGCGAGCUUUCUUCCACAAAGUGGAGUACAUCCUCAACAGCAUCCCUCCGGAUUCGCAGCCGUCUGAGCAGACAAAGUUUGUGUUCCUGUACGAGCGCCUGAAAAGGUGCAAUGGGAUGAGACGGCACAUAGACAGGAUCCGUGACUCAGCGCUGACCUCAAAGCGCAGAUCCUUCGCGUGGCUUUGGCGUAGGUUUGGGGAGUACUUAGACGAGUUAAGGGAAGAUGCCAACCAAGAUUCCAUUCGCAAAGCCUGCAGCUGCCAAGGCUGCUGCGGUGCCAAAGGCACCUCCUCCGACAAAGCCGGAAGCGAGGGCAAAGGUGACAAAAAGGCCAAAGGUCUAGGGAAGGACAAGGAGCAACCGAAGGCUGCCCCUAAGGCAAAGUACAAAGCACCUUGCUUGUUUUAUCCCACGGGGUCAUGCACCAGGGGGGAAAACUGCCCAUUUUCGCAUGACAUACCUGAAGCUGCCCCGCCCAAAGCCAAGGACAAACCUCAGGCCAAGGGAGGAGCUGUGCCAAAGGCGCCGUCAAAGACCACUGCAGCUGCCGUUGCAUUUGCUUCAGUCCCGUCGGCAUCCUCAACGCCGAUCUUCUCCGCAGUCGUGCGCGCGUGCACCGCGCCGCUGCGUGCCAUCACCAGAGUUCUUGCCCUCGUUAGUCCUGUGACGCAGUAUGCCUUACCUGCAACUGUCACCGCUCCUGCCCUGCAAUCGUCCGUCAUCGCGCCGGCCACCUACGAAGUAGAGUGGAUUGCAGACUCUGGUGCUGGCCGUGGUUUAGGGAGCACCGAGGCACUCAUCUCCGCUGGUAUACCUGCUGAGCUCGUUCAUGACAACCUCACCACGUCAGCAGACCCCAUAGAGUUCGCUACUGGUGGUGGACGUCGCUCAGGCAACGUGACCGUUGGACUUGAGGGCGACAUGUUUGGCCACAGCAACACAUACAUGUUGAAGAGUUGCCCGCUAGUACGAUCGCUUGGUGAAAUUGUCGAACAAAACCAAAGACCCUUUGUGUGGUUGCCCGGUUGCUUGCCAUACUUUGCAUCGUCGGCGGAAUCGAUACAGGUCUCGUGUGAUGAGUCUGAACGCACGUAUGCUCACAGAAUUGAGGAAAACGUUCCCAUCUUCAAGGAAAGGAUCCAAGUAGUUCCUGGUUUAGCCGCAAGUGCUUCAUCAGUACCUGCUCCUGCGCCGCUCGCUUUAGGCGACGCGCCACCUGUCAGAGCGCCACCUGAGCCCACAGAUCAUCCAUCUGAUGCAGACUCCGAAGGAGGUGUAGACGAGAUGUCUGAGGAACUGAAGCGAGCUCGGUCGGUUGAGCAUAGGUUGGCGCAUUUCCCUAAAAGCUUGCACUGCCCAGCUUGUAAGAUUGCAAAAUGUUAUCGCAAGCGCAUUGUCCGCUACCGCGAGGAUCCUCUUGCUGAUAGGGGACUUGAUCCUGUAACGUCUUUCGGUGAGCGGAUCGCCGUCGAUUUCAUCGUUGUCAGUCGGUCUGCAGAACUCACACCUAAACGUCCCACCGCUGAGCAUUACGUACUAGUCAUCCGGGAUGAAUUUUCCGGGUUUCUCCAGGGCACGCCUGUCACGUCCCGUGACUCUGCCAAGGUUGCAGCGCAGAUUCGUAAGUUCCUCGGACCUCGCGCUGCUACAAAAACCAUCGUAUGCAAAGCAGACAACGCCAAAGAGUUCGAAACAGCGGCGGCUGAACUCGGUAUUCUCUUGGAAACAUCGCUUGAAAACUACUUCCCGCACAACGCGAGUCUUGAAAGAGACGUACGCACAUACCAAGAGGCUGUCAGAGCGACUCAUAUAGCUGCUGGCUUCACCAUGUUCCCAGAGCUAUGGACCGUCACUUGUCAGUAUGUGUCUGUGUCUCUCGCGCUGUCCCGUGCGCAGCCUGAAAACGCCGACGAAGUCGAAGAGGCUGCAAAGCCCACCAGAUUCGAGGCCAUUUCUGGCGAAGCAUUCACCGGCCCAAAAUGGUUACUUGGUCAAUUGGUCUUUUACCGGGUUGCUGAUAAGGAUAAGAUUCCUAAGUUUGCUGGAUCUUGCUUGCCUGGAAUAUUUGCUGGAUGGCGACUUGACUAUGGUUGCAGAUACAGGGGGGUAGUACUUGUGCUGGACUAUGAGAAACUAAAGACCAGAGCGUCUGGUUUCCAGAGCCUUAUCGCCCUGCCUCAAGAGGAGGUAGUCGUUGAUGGCCCCUGCAAACUGCCCAUACAUGCCGCGCAAGAAGAUUCACUGGCAAAAUUUUCGACCGAAAGGCUUGAGGACAUACCAGCUAUCUCAAUUCCGUUUUCAGAAGGGCCUAUCAUUCUUCCAACGUCAAAGAGGGCUGAGUAUAUCACACUUGAUCGAAUCAUCAAGUUUGGGCCAACAGAUGGAUGCAAAGCAUGCAGCUUCGACGCUGCCCGUCACAAUCCUACCUGCAGACGCAGGUUCGACGCCCUCAUCAAAGCAGAGCGGGAAGCCAGGGAGAAGGCUAAGCUUGUCACUCCGGCAUCUGCCCCUGAGGCAGUGCCAGAGAGUCCUCCUCAUCCAGGUCCGUUCGCGCCUCCUCGCGACGAUCUGCGAAGUGACGAGACUGCAGCUGCCGCCCGUGGUUCCGAUCCUGCAGGCCCUCGCAUUGGGGGAUCCAGCACUGAGCCUGUCUUCGAGGUAGUAGGGCAGCCAGCGAGCGAUCCUUGGGAGAAGCUUGGUAGGGUACGAAAGAUUGCCACUGACCUGCCUGGACUCGGAACCCUUGUUGAGUAUGCUUGCGACCCUGAGUCCCUCAUCGGUCAACAACUUCCCCAGUUUGGUCUAAAAGUCUUGCGACUCACCGAACAAACGGUUGACCUCAGCAAUCCAACGCACGUCUUGCAAGUAGUGGAGCAACUUAAGGCUCAGCAUGGAGCUGAUUUGUGGGUGUCGCUGCCUUGCAGUCCCUGGUCCGCGAUGCAAGAGCUCAACUUGCACCGCCUGGGUGAGGCUUUUACCUCAAACUUGCAAGCGCAGCAGGACAGAUCACAGUACAUGCUGGAACUUGCCUUACAAGUUGCCGAGUACGUGGUUCUACAUCACGGCCGCUUAGUCUUUGAGUGGCCCGAGCACUGCAAGGGUUGGAGGUUACCGCAGUUGCAGCAGUUCCUCAGGCGUCACUGCUUGUACACUGUGCGGUUCGAUGGAUGCAUGUUGGGCCUCAAAGGCCAGAGAAACAAACCCAUCAGAAAACCGUGGAUGCUGGCUACCAACUGUCGUCGCGUCGUCGAGGUUUUCGCGCAGUAUCAGUGCACGCACUGUCCUGAUGAACAUGAGUCAGCUGAAGGUGGCAACGCUGCAGCAACUGCGUACUACACCGUCCCUUUCGUCAAUUCUGUAAUCGAGGCGUUGUUUCCCAGACAGUUCUUCCAGUCACAAGUCCCUGCGUUAGGUUGUAAACCAGAUCCAAGUGACGUAGACCAUGCAUCGCUGAGCGGCCUGGAUCGUCAUUUAGGGUUGGUGACCAUGUCGCUCACACGCCGAGAGUGGCAGAGCAAUGCUGCGGCCAUGAAGGCCGUCCGAGACGAGGCCGAAGGCUUGCGACGCAACCAGACGUGGGACGACGCAACAGCGUGUGACCCCGCCGAGCUCAAAUCCCAGGCGCGAACUCUUGGGAUAGACAUAAAGAUCGCAGAUCUAAUGGUGUUGUGUGGGGUCAAGCACAUAGAACUUGACCCCAGCCACCACAAAUUCAAGGGGCGCAUCGUCUACCGAGGCGACAGAGUGCACACGCAGGAUGGUGACGCAGUCUUCUUUAACGAAGUAUCCACCACUCCGACCACGCUAACCGCCCUCAACGUCACGCUUUGGUGGGGCGCGCAGGAAAUCACUUUACGGCCACCCACAGGCUGGUCGCCUGUGGCAGCAGUAUAUCUUGAAGUCCGCAUCAAGCGCCUAAACGGCGUAGAGAUGGCGGGCUUCCCGUCAAACUUCAUCUUCACCUUCGAAGAGGGUAAGUUGGUACUAAACAUCUAUGUAGACGACCUGACGUUAAGUGGGCCCAGACAUCUGCACCGCAAAUUCUGGGCAAGUUUUUGCGAAGUCGUAAAAACUGAGCCACCGCAAGAGUUGACUGCUGAACGCUCUGCGCUGAUCCUUGGCAGGACGCACGCAGUGGCGACGGAUCUUGCUUUCCCCAGCCUCACGAUGUGUAUGCAAGGAUACGCAAAGCAGUUAGUUGACCUCUACAGCGAGGUUGCUGGUGUUGACGUUUCCUCCUUUCGUCGCGUAGGGACGCCCCAUAUCUCUGACAACAGUCUGCCUGAUGAGAUGUUUGAUCAGCCCGGAACGCUUCAACCACAAGCAACGCGGGUGCUCAUGAAAGCGCUAUGGCUGGCGCGCCUUUGUCGUCCUGACUUGGCGUUCGCUGUUGGGCGACUAGCCUCCCGAGUGACAGUUUGGUCUCGAGCAGAAGAUGUUCAUCUACACCGUCUUGUUUCAUACGUCUUUCAUACUCAGCACUACCGCAUGUUGUGCCAAGCUGGACCGCAUAGCGAAGUUGAGCUUCAUGUCUAUGCGGAUGCUGACCUUGCCUCAUGCGUACACACAGCACGCAGCACGUCCGGUAUGAUCAUAAUGCUUGUUUCUGGCGACGCCCGCUGGCCGAUCGCCUGGCAGAGCCGUAGGCAAUCGUCUGUUGCUCGGUCAACAACCGAAGCCGAGAUCAUAUCGAUGAGCUCCGCUGUGUACGGCGAAGCGCAGCCCCUCUUGGACUUCCUAAGUGCUCUGUGCCAACGAGAGGUUCUCCUCAAACUGAAGGAAGACAACGAAGCAACACUGUCCAUCCUUCACUCUGGCUACUCAGCAAAACUUCGUCACGCCAGUAGAACGCACAGAAUCAAUGUUGCAUCUCUCGCCGAAACCAUCAAGCAAGGCAUGACGCCUGAAUUUACUCCCACAGAUCUGCAAGCUGCAGACGGACUCACCAAAGUAAACACCCCACAGCAGUGGGCACGCGUACUUCAACUGCUCUGCGUUCGCGACACCGCGACCAGCUAA